AUUGGUCCGUUGCUGUGCUUCUGACUGAGCAUGUGUGUAGCACCUCUCAGUUAGCUUCCAGAGAUGGCCUCAGACAAGCAAAACGAAGGAAAACUUGCCUCCGCGGAUGAAAAUAAAGAAAAUUCAUCGGACGGGGGGCUCGGACUGGAAAGUAUCCUUCACGGCACCAUACGUGUUGUCACGGUUUUGUUUUAGAUGCUGUAGAAUUAUGUCAGGCUGUAGCUCUAGCUUGAUCGCUAGCUCGGUCUGAGUGUAAAGCUAACAAGCGCUUUAGGCUACGUGUCACAGAGAAACAGCUGCUGGUGACCGGCGUGAAAACUGAAAUAAUGUGCUUGUCUCUGACUUUAAAGAGUCCGAGAUUGUCAAAUCAAUAUGAAAUAUAUUGAAGUCUUAAGAUACUAGUGAUUUUUGUAUUUGUUAACUUGUAAUUGAGGUAGCCUGGUUACCAUUUGCUCUGUAUGUGACAGUAUUUCAGUGAGACUUGUGUUAGUGCACUAAGUAAUCAGUAAUAGGUCUCAUGACUUAAAUGUGAAUGACAAAUAUUUCACCCAGGAUUACAUUGUGUGCUGAUGUAGACAGGUUGACCCUUAACAUUCAAUCACAGUUUUGCAAAUAAUCAAAGAGUCUCAGCAGCAGCAUGGCCUCAGACACGGAGACUAUCAGAGAUACAGGUGAGUUGUGUUCAUUCAUUUAUGACCUUUACAACUACACUGUCAGGACCAGAGCUGCACAGAUAUCUACAGGGAACAGUAUUGUACUGUAGAAAUAAGGGGAGCACCAAUCACAAUUUUCUGGCCGAUCUCCGAUCUUUAAAAAGCUUGACCUGCCGAUACCGAUUUUAGCCGAUACCGAUUUUUUCUUUAUAACUGACAACAUACACCUUCGAUGCCCCAAUCUUAUUUUAAUGAAGAACAUUUAACAAUACUUGUGAAACAAUACAAAAUUUUUGUGUUUGUUUUAACUGCACAUGAGAUAUUUCUCUCAAAUAUUAAUAAAAAGUUAAUAAUAUUGCUGUCCAAACUACUAAAUGAUGUCAGUUCCUUUAGUCUUUUAUUUUCCACAACUUAAAAAUUAACAAGCAGUAGUAUUUUUCUUUUGCGAAUAAAGGAAAUCACAAGGUUUGAGGAAGUUAGUAAAAUAAUAAGCUACAGGACAAACUAACAACACAACUUAAACCACCAAUAAACUGUCCUGAGUUUUAGAUUUCCAUGUUGUGGGUUCAACAUGCUUGGUUGGUCAUGCUCCGGAUGACUGUGGUGUGUGUCGCUGGCGCUGACACACGCGUGCGUGCGUGCACACAUGACCUGAUGGGCGGGCCUGUCAUUCUGGCAAAGCGAAAAGCUACAGCGGCUGACUUUCAGACCUUUGCUGGGGUAGAAAAGAUCGGUGAAUAAAAUCGGUUUCAUAUGUAAGGAUCAGCCGAUCACCGAUCCCCCAAAACUGAGGAAAUCGGCACUGAUCGGCUGGCUGAUUUAUCGGUGCAUGUUUAAUAGAAAUUAACUAUCAAUGUACAGGCAGACAUAAUCCUAGAACACAGUAUUUAAUUUAGAGACCAAAUUGUUUUUCAUGACACCCUCUGCUGUCAUAUGGCGCCCAUUAGGGUGUGAUGGGAUCUAUUGUCAAACAUUGGAAUAGAAAUGUAUGUUGAGGCAUGGUUUUGUUUUGCUUUUUAUAAAAUUGUAAUCUGACCAUAUGUUUUCUAUUUGUUUCAGGGGCUACUGCUCCCGCAGACUGCGUCGCCUGCGCAAGACUCUCGGUUUCAAAAUGGGCAACAGGCACAAGUUUGUUGGGAAGAAAAUUACAGUUGAAAUGCUUUCUGACAGCAGGUGAGGAAUAGAUUUUGUGCGGUAGCUGGCUGAUAUGGUGGAAGAGUUUAAUGUUCAUUAUCUUAAAGUUUGAUGGAUUCAUACAAUCCAGUAAACUGUACUGUCAAACACCAAAAUUCAAUUCAGAUGCUGUGAUGAAUAUAUCUCCUACUAACAGCUAACUCUGGACAAUCAGAUGGAAAUUUAUCCAUUCAAUGUGUCCUAUAAAAAUCAAGGAAUAUUUGCUGCAAAUAACUGAUAGUUAAGUUUCCUCUCCUCAGAUACCUGUUGCUGGUUUUGAUGGAGGCAGAGCGAGCAUGGAGUUAUGCCAUGCAGUUGAAACAGGAGGCCAACACGGAGCCACGUAAACGCUUCCACCUGUUGGCACGUCUGCGUAAGGCCGCCAAGCACAGCGAGAAGCUGGAGAAGCUUUGCGAGAGCCCACGGGUCGACGCCAAGACUAAACUUGAGGCGCAGGUACAGAUCACAGAGUCAUCUUCAGUCUUAUUGCAGGUGUAUAAAACAGAUUACUGGAUUACAGGGUUCUGAGUGUCCAAUCUCAAUUUGUCUCUUGAUUUGUCGUCAUGGUUUUUUUGACUCUAUGAUAAUUGAUAAUAUUUAAUACCAUUUACAAAUUUCAAGCCAGUUUUUAAAGAAUCAGACUGUCUGUGUUAAUCCUAGGCCUACACUGCGUACCUAACUGGUAUGGUGGAGUUUGAACUGCAAGAGUGGAAGCGUGCCAUGGAGGCUUUCAACAAGUGCAAGUAAGUUUAAAAUGUUCAUAGUUUCUGAAUGUAUUAACAGAACCUAUGCAUGCAUGUCUGUCCCCUUGAAUUUGUGUCUAUUUAGAGAUAUUAAACAGCCCAUUUUUUGUUUAUCAGGACCAUCUAUGAGAAGCUGGCCAGUGCGUUCACUGAAGACCUGGCAGUUCUGUAUCGCCAGCGUGUGGAUGAGAUUUCACCCAACAUCCGCUACUGUGCUUACAACAUUGGUGAGUAGCAGGAAGGCCCACAGAGAGCAGGAGAAACAGAUCCCAGAUACUUCUGUGUAACUGAUUGUUUUCUCCUCCGAUGACAGGUGAUCAGAACGCCAUCAAUGACCUCAUGCAGAUGAGACUUACUGGUGGUGGAGGAGGCAUGAUGGCUGAGAAACUGGAGGUAAAAACAGAAAUAGAAAAUGAUUUUAUAUACCUGUGUAUCAGUUACAGAUUGUGUGCAGUUGCUUCCUAAGUGGAAUGAGUUCAAAAGCACAUACAAAGUUCCUACACAGUUGGAACUUAAAUACAUUUCCAUACCCUACCUUUGAGAAUUAUUUUUGGAAAUACCUACUUUUCUGUUUUUAGAAAACAGAAUUUUAGAACUGUGGAAAUAGUCUAGAAACUAGAUAUUUUUCCAUACUUUAUUUUUCAUUUACCAUAUUUUUUUUAGACCUGGAAAUUAAUCAAAUUACUUCCAUACUUUCCAUACUUGCGUAAGAACCCUGCACAUAUAAUUUAUUAAAACAUUUUAUUCUCUUUGAUGAAAUCAAAACUCACCAGAAAACGCUUUUCAGCAUAAACAAUUGCGUAUUGUUUGAUUUCUUCUCAGGCUCUGAUCACACAGGCCAGAACCAAGCAGGCAGCUACUAUGAGUGAAGUGGAGUGGAGAGGGCGAACGGUUCCCGUUAAGAUCGAUAAGGCCCGCAUCUUCCUGUUGGGUCUGGCAGACAAUGAGGCUGCUAUUGCUCAGGUUGGUGUCUGUUUGUUGCUGCCUUACUGAGGGAUAGAACAAUAAAAACUGAAAUAUCAUUUCAAUUGUUGAUUUCUAGACACGAGCUGCAAAAUGCAUCUGGGGUUUUACAGAAAGAUACACUAAUGGUGUUUGAAUAUCUUACCCAACUAUCAAGAAUCAAUACAGGGACAUGUUUUGAAAUAUUACAAUACUGUACUAUUGUGUACUAUAAUAACCAUGUUAUCCCAACCUCCUAGUGUUUGGGGUGAUUUAGAAAUACAGUCACCGCACCUUCUUCAUGUGUCCUGUAUAGAUUUGUUGAUCUGGGAUUUUCAAAGUAACUCCAACGUGUUCAUCCAAUCCUAGUCGUACGGUUAGAUUCCUCAGCUCAUGCCAAUUCACAAGACAUUCCAAUGAGCAAAUACUCUUAUGUAGGGCUGUCCCGAUAUGAUGUUGAUAUUGGAUAUCGGCCUGAUAUCAGCAAAAAAUCGAAUAUCUGAUUUUAUCGUCCUGCAUCCAAAAUCUCUGAUAUCAGCACUCCGAUACAAGCAGUCCAUUUCAGACUCCGCUCCAGCACCUCUAGCUAGCAGCGUCCAAAUCCAGCAUGUAGAGCCCAUGUGAUCACAACAACAGUGUGUACAGGGGUACUAACAAAGUAGCAAGGAGUAGGAGUGAUGUCGACCCUGUGGAAGUAUUUUUUAUCAAAGUCUGAAAAAGACAUUGCAGCUGAGUGCCAAACUUGUCAUGCACAAGUUUGUGGUAAUAUCACAUCAAUAUCGGUAUCAGCCAAUAUUGAAGGCUACAAUAUCGGAAUUGCAGGAAAAAAAAGUUGUAUCGAGAAACCCCUACUCUUAUUUAAACUGGAGGUUUGCAAACCUUAUUUUACCAGGAUUGGGACCAUUCCUCUCACAAGGAGUUGUAGCUCCAACUGAAUGUCUCUUCUUUACAGUAUUCUAAACAGUUCCUGCAUUUAUCAGCAGGUGGCACUCUCCUCUUAAUAGUCCCACAUGUGUCAUUCAGAGCCACCACAGCUCAUUCCUCACAUUUUCGAUGCCCAGAAGGCUCCACACACCCUCACAGACACACCUGACACACCCAGAGCCACUCAGGACUCUGGCAUGCAGCCCCUCUCAUCGCUCAACUGCAUUCUGUGCAUUUCAGCCCACACAUGAAUACAGGACAACACCCAGCAGGUGUAUCAGCAGGAUGGAUUAGCGCUAUCAUCUCUAAACGCCUGAUUGUUUCAAAGAGGCCCUUCACCACCAUGUGAAAAGCUCUUUCUCUCUACAUUAAAAAGCUUCCUGAAAAAAAAAAAAGAAAAAAUAUCAUCAACUGUGAAUGAAAGGAUGGAUGUUAUGAAUUUGUUUGAUACUUUGAUGCCAUUUUUCUGAAUGAUCCAGCAAAGCUUUUGUCAUGCAAACAUCUAAACGUAACACCUGAUCCCCGGUCUUUGCCUCUGGGGACAAGAAACGCUGUGUUUGUCAUUUCUUCAGCCCCCGGUAAAAAGAAUCAGCCGACUCUUUUUUUGAUCGGUGUAUUUGUCCAGCCCUCCCUUUGAACAACAAAGGACGUUGGACAGGUUGUGCCAGUCUCGAAAGGCGUUGCUAGGGUGUUGGCAUGGGUGUAUGGCACCAAAUAUCAUCUGACCUAUGACCCCUCUGUCGUUGAUCAUCACUUAAGAGAAUUUUCCUGUAAAACUGCCUGAAACUUUUUUGCUUUUUAGGUUUUUUUCUCAGUUUUUUUAAGGUGAAGUUAUGAGGUGGUCAUCCAUAAAGGUACUUAAAGAGCAUUUUGGUGUUUUUAAACAAAAACUCAUGCAGUAGAAAAUCUCCUAUUGUUUAUAAUUUAUGUUUUUCCCUUUCACGGUGGUCUAAUGCUGCAAAUAUGAAGCGUCCUGUAGUCUCUGAGUAACACGGGCCUGUCGAACAAGUGUGUUGCUUAAGGGAAGGUGAGGUGAAGAACAAUUCUGUCAUUCAGAUGGAUUUGAACCCUGAAACUCCGGCAUGUCUGAUUGCCGAUGAGCCUGCCAGACAGCAUACCUGCGUCUCUCCCACUGUUUGCUACAGUAGUAUCCUGUCUUGUAACUGUUGUUCUCUGCAUCAAACUACUACAACUUCGAGGCAAUGAAAUAUUUGUGUGUGCAUGACUGACGUUUAUUAGAUCUUUAUUAAGGUGGCGGCGGUGAAUGUCUGAGUUUGGAUAUUUGGGCCAACAUGUCUUUUCUCUUUUCCUUGCUGAGUUUCCUUUUUUUCAGUUUUGUAGAUGAGAAUGUCUUUUUGACAUCACCAUAACCUGCAGAUUUACUACAGGCCCGGGGUUUGAGUUUGCUGUCCAAAAUAUUUCAAAUGUUUCCUCUUGUCAACUUCACGAAGAUCACUCACUCGCAAGUCUUCCCCUCCCAAAUUCCUCUGAGUGUGACAUACCUUUGACAUACUUUCAGGAUUCCCUGCCCUCCCUAAUUGAAUCACAGAUACUUUCCUGAAACUAUGCACUGUUAACAUGACAUAGAUAUGAAUCACAAGCUUUUGUCUCGAUGGAAAUAAAGGACUGAUAGCUUAACGUCUCCUCCUGUGUACAAAACUCCAGUUUAAACUGUGCCUUUGUGUCAGCUGAUCAAACAGCAUCGUCAAGUUUCAUCCUUCUUUUGAUAACAGACACCAUCACGAAUCUUCUAAAGUUAUGAUCUAAACUUUUGAAAUCUAAGAAAUCCUAGAAGAAGUUGUUGGUGACCCUCAUCAGUGUGUAGACGGGUUUAGAGCUGGGUCAUGAUCAUUUUCCCCUCUCUUAGAUUUUGUAUCUCUAUGAUGUUGAGUCAACUACUCAUCAAGGUUCAAAAUACUCCUCAAGAAGAGUUUGGUGUCUCUAUGGACAAGUUAUUGUUACUGUUAGGGCUGGGCGAUAUGGCCUCAAAUCAAUAUCACGAUAUAUUGAGCAAUUCACCUGGAUAACGAUAAAUGGACGAUAACUACUCCACAAGCUGCUCACCCCCUCCAACAUUAACUUCGUCUACUUCAGCCGCUACAACUUUUGACCCAUUCUCCAUCUCCUCACCUGUCUUUCCCUCUUUGUUACGGACUGGAUGGGGUGGCGUCACGUCUCCGAUGUAGGACAGUGUUGAAAAGGGACAUGAGACCAUAACCUACCUACACACAUCCAAAACCAACUUUUAUUUAAUAUUAUUUUGACACCGAAUAUACUGAUAUGGGCAAAAUUACAUUGGUUAUUGUCGUAAAUUUCGGUAUUGGUAAAUUUUCGGUUUAUCGCCCAGCCCUAAAACGACUUUGCAAUUUGAAAUGGUUUCUCUGUUCCUCCAUAAAUCUUGAGUGUUUCUAUCGUUCAGGCUUCCAAUGAGGAGACCAAGGAGCAUCUAUAUGAAACCCUCCUGGCUGAGUGCAGAGACACCAUCCAGGCUGUGAGAGAGGAGCUCAAGAGUGAGGCGGUAAGGUCAAAGAUUCGACAUGUUUCAGUCAAGAAGGGGGCUGUGAUUCCCAAGUUAUGACCCAGAUGUUUUUUUUUUUUUUGGAUUAGCAGUUUGAUUCAAAUCGUACAAAUAUUUAUAACAUUUGACAUUAAAACAGAAAUUCCAAAUCAUGUUUUUUUUCCCCAAUUUGUCUUUGUAGAAGCAGCGAGAGAGAGGCUCUGAGGGUGAUAGUGGCAAAGUGUCCAACUUGCAGUUCCUGCACAGGUAAAAAAAUUCAAAGAGACUCAAAGGCAAAACUUUUACUUUUCUUACGUGUACUGAUGCACUUAAGUGUUUUUGUCACAGAUGUAUGCAGUCAGUUAUUUUAAUGUAUAAACUGUCAUCAGACAGUCAAUUGCAAAGACAUUCAUAUAGAUUUAUUGCUGUUGAAGUUGAACUUCAUGAGAAAAGACUUAGAAAGUUCAAGAAGAAUAUCAUCAUUCCUUUACUGUAAAAAAAUAUUUGUUUAUAAUUGGAUGAUUGAUGACCAGAUUUACCCAAUGAAAACAGAACAGGAGCUUUUUUUAGCCAGUAGCCCGUAGCUCAGCAUUAGGCAUGUAAAAGCUUCAUCACCCUCUGAUAUUACACUCAUACAUAAAUACAGUAAUUCUCUCUGCUAUGUGGGUUUUUAACAAGUUAUGUGUGUCCUGCGUCAGCUACCUGACUUACAUCAAGCUGUGCACGCUGGUUAAGAGAAACGAGAGCAUGGCCCACACUCUUCAGGCUAAACUCAAGGAACCUGAAGCCGAUGAGAGCAAGAGAGGGCCCCGCCCACAGGACCUCAUCCGCCUCUACGACAUCAUCCUGCAGGUAUAUUUCUCCCCUGUUAACAGUUGUGUGUGUUAUCGUGAUGAAAUGUCAAGUUGAGAUGUCCGCAGUUACCGUCUCUGUUUUUCCUCACAUCAGCUUCUUGUCUCUUGCGUUUCCUCUCUAAUGUUUCCUCUUGUUUGUCGGUCCCUGCAGAGUCUGGCUGAGCUCUCCACCCUGCAGGGUUUGGAGGAUGACCACACCUUUCAGAAGGAGGUCUCCCUCAAGACACUGGUCUACAAGGCCUACAGGUAAGAAGAUAUUUUCAUUUUGGUUUACAUCAGAAUUACGACAAAGAUUUACACAGAGGAUCCAGCCGCAACUUUACUCAUACUAAUCUCAUACUUUCGACACAAAACAAAAUCUUUGCACCUAUGAUGUCUUAUUUUCUUGUUUGGCUAUUGAAAUGUUCUGAUCAGAUGUCUGACAAAAUGUGACCUCUGUUUUUGUAGAUUCUUUCUCUGUUAUUGUGUAAUUUCCACACACUUACAUCUAUGUUCUCUCCGCGUCCCCGCAGGUGUUUCUUCAUCGCUCAGUCUUAUGUGCUGGUGAAGAAGUGGAGCGAGGCAUUGGUGCUUUAUGAAAGAGUGCUGAAAUACGCCAAAGAGGUGCAGUCUAAGGCCAAGAGUCUCAACAACAGCCUCAAGGUAGGUCAGGAAAACACAUCCACUAAAGUGCACCACAUGCAACAACACCAUAUAUUUACAGUUCUUGAUAAAACUGUUCACCUCGCUUCCAUACUGAUAUGAAUUUUCUGUCAGAUAAGUUUAAAAAACAGUUUUCCAAAAUUUGCACUGGAACAGAAACAUCAUUGUAGUGUCUCCUGGUUUCUGCAGGAUCUCCCUGAUGUUCAGGAACUCAUCGCUGAGGUCAAUGCUGAAAAAUACUCCCUUCAGGCCGCUGCAAUUUUAGGUGAGCAUUUUUAUUUCAAUUGACUCAUCUGUAGCAGACACACACUCUUUUUUUGGGAACAUGUCAGUCUGAUUUGUCCCUGUUUGUGUUGUUCAAAUCUAAGGCAAUGUUUUCUGUUUCAGACACUGAUGAGACUGCUGAAGUUCCCUCUCAGCAGCAGGUGAAGGACAACACGGUAAGAGUUGAAAACAGGAAACACCCACUCAGAAUCUGAUAGAUUCCACCAAGACUUUAGUAGACAGCAUUAAGAAUCUGAAUGUCCUUUUCUUUCACAGUUAGCUAGAUAGAUAUCCGUUUCAGUGAAGAGUGCCAUUUUAUUUCUAAUCAAGAGUUUCAGAAGGUCAUUAUCAAGCUCAUUUUUUUCUCUCUUGUAAACAUCACCUGUCUUCAUUCAGCCUCUCUGCAACCGCCUGGACACCUUCCGCCUGGACCCCAGCCUUGUAGGAAAGCAACCCAAUCUGGUCAACUUCCCUCCUGACUUCCAGCCAAUCCCCUGCAAGCCGCUGUUCUUCGACCUCGCUCUUAACCACGUGACCUUCCCUCCGCUAGAUGACAAGGUGGAGCAGAAGGGCAAGGGAGGUCUCACCGGCUACAUCAAGGGCAUCUUUGGCUUCGGCAGCUAAAUCAAGUCUCAGGUUUUGGCCUCCACAAAGGCACCUGAGCUCAACCAGAAACAGCUCAGCCACUUAGAUAUUUUAUUUUUUAACGACCAAGAGCGAGAUGAGUUUGUGUCUCUUUGGGAGACAGAGUUCAGUCUUUCAAACGGAGCUCACUAAAAUUACUUUUCAGUGAGCUUCUGCCAUCCAGCUGUAUGAGUUCAUCGUAAAAUCGCUGCCUCCAUGCAUCUUGGUUACUCUUAAGUUUAUCAGGAUGUCAUGCCAUGAUCUCUCAGUACAGCCAUGUUGUUGGUCUCUUGUCUUUUUAGAGGAAAUAAAUAAGCCACUUAGGCUCCGUUAAUUAGCUUUAUCCCAAUGUUUUCACAGGCCUUCUUCUAAUCACAUCCCUUUUUUGUCAGAUAUGAACAUAGAAGUGCAGUAUUUCUGCAGCACCUACCCUGGCUUCAAUAACAAAGUGGUGCUCUCCAAAUAUUCUGAGUUGUUUCACUUUGAAAAGCUGAAGCUGUUUUGUCAUUCAGAAUAGUUUCAUUUAAGUUUUCACAUCUCUUUCCAUCCCCCUUUUGCUCCACCUUGAUCACUACAAGUCAUGCUUAUCGAUAAUGUCGCCGAAGCCUCUUCAAACAGAAGAACAGCAAGGAAAUGAAAUGAAAGGGUCAAACUCAAAGGUUUUAGUUGCAUGACCAAGGAAAGUCAAAGUCAUGGCUCGAAGUAGAAAGGAUUCGCUUUCAAAAUGCAGGAUGAUUUAGUGUCAGUCAAGCUGGUCACUCAGCAUUUUUUUACUUUUUCUAACGACAGAGGAGGACCUCUCUUCAGACCUCAGUUUACUCCUGUCAUGUCUUAUUUCAGCAGAACCCCUGUAGUGGUUAGAAAGCAUUCAUCAUUGGACUGUAGAGGGUUUUUACAAUCUGUCAUUUGUCACAUCCACACCUGUUUGAGUGCCAUGAGUGGGACUCUCUGUGUUAUCACCACCGACACCUUUGACGUUUAGACUACAGUGCUUGAAAAAUCUUAUCGCUCGUUUGCAGUUGUGAUGUCAGCAACCAGAUGGCACGCCCUGCAAACCUGAGGGGACCUGGGUUGUUUGAGAAAUCUGUUGUAACACCAGAUAGAGGUUUCACCAAUUUUUGAUUGUAUUUGUUUUUAUUUUUGCUCGUUACUUUUUCCUCUUCAGUGUUUUAUGUUAAAGGAUAAAGAUACUGUACAUGUACUUUACCUCGAACAGGUUGGGACUAAAUGACAAAAGGUUGGAAACAUUUUUGACCAGGAAAAAAAAAAGAGUGUGAUUUAAUUUAGUAAUUAUCAGGCCGGCACCAAACACAUUUUCUUGAUGUUCUCCAUUCACAUCCACUGUUGAAAAUUCAGUGUGCUUUUACUUUAAGAUUAAAUGCCUUCAAGCUCCUAAAUAAAUGAGAAGAAAGAG
Molecule: messenger RNA, 10730 nt
Organism: Xyrichtys novacula (pearly razorfish)
Lineage: Eukaryota; Metazoa; Chordata; Actinopteri; Labriformes; Labridae
Source: the annotation of a GenBank genome assembly